This is a messenger RNA of Echinococcus granulosus, 5058 nucleotides long. RefSeq lists its product as hypothetical. Gene Ontology annotation, cellular component: axonemal dynein complex; axoneme. The transcript is spliced from 32 exons. NCBI's taxonomy places the organism in Eukaryota, Metazoa, Platyhelminthes, Cestoda, Cyclophyllidea, Taeniidae. The record is from RefSeq and is a predicted model, not a curated record. The coding region runs from base 1 to 5058 and encodes 1685 amino acids. Gene Ontology annotation, biological process: axonemal dynein complex assembly; cilium-dependent cell motility; mRNA processing.
AUGUAUGCGAACACUGUAGCUAUGGACAUGCACACGCGUAAACUCUACUUUGGUCACGAGGAGGAUCGCGACAAGGGUCCUAGUGCCAACUCCGAUGACCUUGAGGAGCGAAUCGCAGCCCGUCGAUUACGAAUCUCAGAGAGAGUGGCCUCUUUACGUCCUGACUACUUCGACGAAAAGGCGUCAAUCGAUGAGGAAGCGGCUGUGACAGCUACCUCAAAUCCAUUAGCUAAUGCGCAGGUGGCACUAAGCGCACAGCGAAUCGUCAACCUCUGUCGCAAUGGCAAUGCCUUUAUCACCAAUCUCAAGGUGGCCUGUGACGCACGUGAAAAUCUACGUCGGGUGGAAGAAGAGGAGCUUGACAAUGUUAGGCAGGCUAAGUUUGAUGCAGAACAAAAAGCAACGACAAAGUUGUUUGAGGAAGUUGAAGAGAAAUGGGAGGAGGCAAAAACAACAAAAGGCGCCCACGAGUUGCACGACAUUUUUGAGGAGUUAAAGACCAACUGCGCCAAAAUUAUUGACGAGAAAAACAAACUGAUCUAUGACAUCCAUUUGGAGUUAAAAGCCAAGGACGAUCAUUUUGUGAAGGAGCUCAGAAAACGAACGGAAGAUGUGGAUAUCAUGGUGGAGCGAAUGGAAUCGCAAAUGAAGUCAAUGCAACGCGCCUAUGACUUCGAGUUGAAGGAAAUUGAGAAAGCAUUUCUGCAAGAUCGCGAGGAUCUACUGAGAGAGCAGACAACCGAUUGGGAGGAUUUUAUGAGAGAAUUGAGGAAGAAGCAGGAGGAUUACCUGGAGGAACGAAAAAAUCGGAUUACUGAACUAGAGGAGUUGAUUCAAAAGUUGCGAAUCAAUCACACCGAGGAGUUCAAUGCUCUCAAGCUGCGUUUAACAACGGAAGUUCAGAACAUGGAAACAGACCUUCAGCAGAUGAAAGCGAUGUAUCAGUUAAAUUUGGAGAAGCUGGAAUACAACUUUCAAGUUCUGAAGAGACGAGAUGAGGAGAAUACGUUUACACGAUCUCAGCAGAAGCGAAAAAUUACGCAGUUGCAAGAUCAACUAAACCGCCUCCGUGUUUUUUCCAAGAAACAGGAAGAAUCUCUCCGACACGAGAAUCUGGUUCUCUCGGAUGAUUACAAAAAAAUGAUGGAGGCUUUCAGAGACCUCCAAAAGAAGUCGAAGUCACUGAUAAAAUUCGAGGAACAGAAUUUUCGCGAUGUUUGGAAUAUGAAUGAGGAUGAGUUGAGGAAAGACGCCGAAAAGUUAAUGGCUGCCGACAAAGUUAUCAUGGAGCAGCAAUUGGGACUCACAUGGACUCCACCCGAAGUCCCCUUUAUGAACAACAGUGGGCCAAUUUCACUGGCGGAAAAGGAAAGGCGUACCACCUCUAUCGCGGCACGAGCUCUACAACUUCCCACUUACAAGAGUCGAUCAGUCAAUAUCAGAAAGUUACCAAAAUGUCGUUUGCCACAGACUCUCAAAGAAGCACCAAAGGAAAUUGUCGGCCAAUUUUUGACAAUGCUUGCUUUUGAACCCGAAUUUCUGAUAGAAGUAAAGGUGAAAAAGUUGCUCAAAGAUCUGCCAUUUGAUGACCAGAAACUCAUUCGGCUGGAUGCGGUCCUCAACGUGUUGAAGGUGAAUAGCGAAGAACUGUUAGACAAACUUUUCACCUACUUCAUUCUGCCUUGUGAUAGCCGCAGGCCACAACCUUUAACCAUGUCGCCGCCUGUGUCAGCUGCUUUUGGGCAAGAUAUGCAGCCAGACGGUGAGAAAAGUGAGCCACAGGAGUGUGAGUCGCAGAGUACAACACCGCCGGAGAGUCUCGCGCAAACCGAGGCACCCACCUUCAACGAGGAAGUGGAAUUUAGUGCUAUCCGCCUCAUAGACCCAAUCGAUGUGCCGCAGGUAUUGCAUCGCUUUGCUGUGGAGAACUGCGUACACGCCACCGUGGCCGCUUUUGAACGCGCGAUGGAAAACACCGCCCCUGUCACUACCAGCUCACCUGAAGACGUUGUUAACGAGGCUGAGGAAAAGGAUGGUGCUACUAAGGCCACACAUCGAAUUAGUGCACGUCAGCAGGAUCUCCUAGACAUGGAAAUGGAUCGGGAGCAUUGGUACAAAUAUUUAAAUACCUUUGCACCGGAUGAAAAGAGACGAAUGUGGGCAGGACUGAAACAGACGCUACAGCGCUACCUCACCAUCUUACAAGCGCGAUCAAGGCUCAUUGUUGAAAAUGAAGCGCUUCGAAGUCAAAAUAUUGAGCUGCGUCAUUUAUUGCAACUGUAUUCGCAGUCGCAGUGGAGCCCAUGGAUGCAACAAAAAGACUUAGAACUCUAUAAAGGUAGAAAAGUACUCUAUUCUUCUAAUGAACGAAAAGAGGAGUUGUCUCAAUAUAUCAAAUCGCCUAUCGUUAAAGGAAUAAACCCACUCAUCCAUUUUGUUGUAUACGAGUCAAAUCUUGAGAUCAAAAUUUUGAUUGGCUGCAAAGUUGGUGGAAUAGCCUGGCUGACUUCGGAUUCCAAGAUGACGGAUGCAGGCUUUUUCAAGGGCACGAAUACCGAUCAGGAUUCUAGAUUUGCCGACAAAAAGAAAAAACUUUUAAAAAGCAUGAAAUUUGGUGACAACUUAAAUGAAAAAGUCGAUACACAAAGAGUUAACGUCGACUCAAUUAAACCCUGGAUCGUUAAGCGCAUUACAGAGCUUCUCUCCUACGAGGACGAUAUUGUCUGCGAUUUCGUCGUAAAUAUGCUCUCAGAGCAGUUUCCUGACCCCAAGGACAUUCAAAUUAAUCUCACAGCUUUUCUGGGCAGCAAGAGUGCACGGAUCUUCGUCACAGAGCUCUGGGAUCUGCUUCUUUCCGCCAUGAACACGACUGGCGGCGUCCCUGCCAUCCUCUUAGAAGCCAGGAAGGCCGAAAUUCUCGGUAGUAAGGCCCAAGAAGAGAGAUUCCGAGCGGAGCAGGCCUCGAGACAAUCAGAAGGAGGAAGUGCAGGUAGCGGAGGCGGAAUGGUUAAUCGACCGAGAGAACGUGGCGACGGACCUUCUCCCAACCAUCCCACCUCACCCAUCGCUGCUAAUCAACGUCAUCGGUCUCCACCGUCCCCGCCACGCGGUGAGAGAAAGGAGGUCGACUCCCGUGGCAGGAACCGUCACCGCUACUCAUCUUCGCCCGAUUCCGAACGCGAGCGAAGUCGCAGCAGACGUCGACGCAGGGAGGAAGAAGAGGCAGAGGCCGAAGCCGCGGAACAGAGUGAUUGGGAUCGGAGGAGACGACGUCACCGUCGCAGUUACUCUAGAUCGCCCUCUAGUCAUCGACGUGACUACCAUCGCCACCACCAUCGUCGUGGACAUCGAAGUCCAAGGGAUCGUCGCUAUGAGGAGAUGGAAGUGGAGGCGGACAUCCGCUCCUUCCACGAGCGCCGUCGACCUCGCUUAAGUUCAAGGGAAGGGAGAAGGCCAAGGGAAGAGGAGAGGGAGAGGGUCGUUCACAACGCUGACGGUCCAAUCUGCGUGCCCCGUGCAGGCACACCUUCUCCACCGCCUCCGCCAUCCCAGCGUCAACAGUCUUCGCCUUUGACCGACGCUAAAGUCAACGGUGGGAAGACCGACGCUGAGGAAAGUGUAGAAAGGUCCCAUCGCGGUGGAAAGUCACCUCGUCGAGGUGUCACGAGGUCACCUCCUCGUGAAGACAGGUCUCGACGCACGGAUGAAGUCUAUCGUGAAGAGAGAAGGCCUCGCGAUUUGGACACGGAUAAACGAGCUUAUAAGGAGAGGUCCUCUUGGCGGCGAGACGAUUCCUACGAGAGACGUCGGAGCGGUCGUCUGACCAUGGAAAAUGAGACAUACGUAGAGGAGCACCGUCGACACGAUAAUCACGAGGAACUGGAAGAUCGUACCAAAUUACGACAACGUCGAGAUAAAAAGCCGGUAGAGGAGAGAGAGGAAUUGGAGCAACACCAACAAAGGCUAAUGCCCUCUACUUCCUCGUCCAGCCGUCGCAGUCCCGAGGGACCCACCCUUCCACCAGGUGAAAGGGGUGGGAGAAAGGACAGGAGGGAACGAGAAGAUGCUCCUCAAGCUUCUCCAGAGGGUCCGGAGCUUCCAAAAGGCCUAGCAAAGCAGCGAAAGGAAAAAGAGGAAGAAAAAGUGGAGAAGGUGCAAAAGAAGACCAAGAAGCGACGAGACUCUUCGUCGUCGUCAUCAUCAUCAUCGUCGUCAACAUCCUCCUCGUCGUCUUCCUCAGAGUCUAGCUCAGAUGAAGAGGAGUCAUCAGAUUCAAGUUCUUCUGACUCGGACAGUAGCAGCAACGAAAGUGACAGUAGCAGCAGCUCCUCUUCGUCAUCUGACGAUUCGGACGUUCGCAGGAAAGGGAAGAAAGGGAAGAAUUCAAAAGCUCACGGAAAAAAGGGCAAGUCCACGAAGAGGCGGAAGAUGCGUAAGCUCAAAGCGAAGGAGAAGUCGAUGAAGAAAAAGAAGCGAGAGAUGCAAAUGCUGAAGGAGAGUACGAAGAAGAACAAGAGGGAGCCUCAACAGCUACUGUCUCCUGAAGGUCCAAAACUUCCACCACCCGCUGGCGAACUUGAAAGUCCUGGUGUGGAAUGGAAAGAAAAGCGAAGGGAAGGUGACGUCAAUGAAGCCCCAUCUUCUACUUCCUCAUCAUCUAGUGAGGAGUCCUACAGCGAUUCAUCCUCAAGCUCGUCUUCGUCGUCAACGAGUUCCAGUUCUGAGGAGAAGCGUGAGAAGUGGAGGAAAGGACUUUCGAAACACGCUCCCCGUGACGAUGAUGCUGUUGAAGGAGAUAAAGAACGCGGACGCAAACGACAUAACGACGUGAAUGUUACUGAAAGUCGUGGCGACGGUGGCAAACGUCGAAGACGUACCGGAGAUGCCGAUGUCACCGAAGGAAGGGACAAGGAAGAGGAGGAGGAUGAGGACGGGUUGAGCAGGCGUCGUGGAAGCAGUAGUCGAAGCGAAGAGGAUCGUCUGCGACGCAGAGCGUUGGAGUCGUUGAAGCGGAAGAACGCCGCUGCUGAGGCCUCGCGUCUAAUGGAUUCAGCUUAA